AAAUUCUAGAGAUGGCCGAUCAGAUUGAUAUCCAUGUGACCCACAAGGAUUCGAAGCGCAUCAUUUCCUGUCCAAAAGGAGAAGUUGUCGAGGACUUUGCCAUUCGUUUUCUUGAAGCCUUCGCCGAUGUGUUACCGCGCGAGGUGGAGCCAAGUGAUGUCAAGUUUCGGGUUUACGUUGAAAAAUUUGAUGACUAUGUGGAUCUGCAGAGCGACGAACUGCUUAAAGAUGGCAUGAAACUUCGAGCUCGAAUUCAAGAGAGAGGACAGUCACCUAUUAAGCCUCAUCCCAUCCACCCCAAGACCAUUUAUCGACUGUGGAGCCCCGUUAGCAGAAAGAAUGAGGGUGUUGUAAUGAGGAAUCCAAGCACUAACAUUGUGACUUGCAGUGGAACUUUUAGCUCCGGUGGUGACACUCUUAUGAAGACCAUUGAUGAAACAAAUGGUCAGACGGCUUCAUUUGCCCUGCUAUUCAAAGAUGGAGCAAACAAAGUGUUAGCACUGACCGGAGAUGGUAAAGGAAAUCCUGUCAAAGCCAAGGAAAUACCAGUUGCAGCAAGGACUCCAGGUGAAUCCAUCUUUGAUCCUGAAUACUUCUGGAGCUAUACGAUGUUCAAACAACGUGGCAGUGACUACUAUCUGGGAUGUGAUGAUUCUGGAACUCUGACUUUGGUUGAAAAUUGGAAUCUUGAGUAUCCGAAUCCUCAAGCUCUUUUUAUUGUUAACGAACCUAAUAAGUCCACCUAAGAUGGCCAAAGAUUCAUUGACUUUCGCUUAUUAAUACUUUGCUUUUUCAAAUUUCUGUAUUUGAGUCGAUAAAAUCUUAACAGGUGUAUUAGAGCUGCAAUAACCUUUCAAAUCUCUAAUAAACCAUUAAAUAUUUUGA
Molecule: messenger RNA, 885 nt
Organism: Pocillopora damicornis (cauliflower coral)
Lineage: Eukaryota; Metazoa; Cnidaria; Anthozoa; Scleractinia; Pocilloporidae
Source: RefSeq, a predicted model, not a curated record